Messenger RNA from Symbiodinium pilosum, 1056 nucleotides. The record is from the annotation of a GenBank genome assembly. Lineage: Eukaryota; Dinophyceae; Suessiales; Symbiodiniaceae.
AUGACCGUCCAAAGCGCGGUGGCAGCUGCCAAGAUGGUAGGCACCCAGCUCUUCACCAUCCUGCUUUGGGCAGUGGUGCUAGAGCUUGGAGAGGUUGUUGAGGCAUGCCGUGAGCUUGUACUCCAGGAUGCAGAUCCCUCGACGGUGGCUCUGGUGUUGGCCGUGGGACAUGCUACAAGUGACAAUGCUCUUUUGAGACAUGCCUACUGGCGAAUUCGUGAAGAAUUGUGCGGGGCAACGGGAGUGCCUGAGGAGUGGUUGCAGGGUGCGAACCCCGUCCGACUUCUCAAAGGCGGGUACCUCGCACACCGCACCGUCUGCAAGACGCCUUUGAAAGUUCUUUCUAACGCUUUGGAGGAAGACAUUGCUGCAAAGCACAGGCAAUGGCUCACCUCCACAGAUUGCUACACUCUGUGCCAGGUGCACAGAACACGCUCUGAGGAUGGCGGCUACCCUCACUUUUAUGAGUUACGCCUCGAUCACUCAGACGAGAUACUCAUGACAGCGCAGAGGGAAGAUGAACAGAGUCCUUGCCGAAUCUACGCCCACAAGGCAGCUGGUCCUGAGAAGUCCGAGCACUGCCAGGAAUACAUUGGCAGCGUGGUGCCAAACUUCUGGGGCACCCUCUUCACACUGUACGAUAGCGGUGCUGACGUGGAGGAGCUCAUGAGGCGCGGAGAGUGGCUGCGUGGCUUGCCACUAAGGCCGCGGCAGACCAUCGUGAAGAUCGGCUAUGAGACCAACGUUUUCGGAGACAGUCCAAGGAGGGUCGCUGUUGAGUAUGUGCACAACAGUGAAAGGCCAAAGAUGGAGAACCUGAAGCCACGAUGGGACAAAAAGCUCAACUCCUAUGCCUUGCCCUUUUUCGGACGGGUGAAAAAAGCCAGCGCAAAGAACUUUCAGCUCGUUGUGAACGCAGAUCCGAAUACCAUCUACCUUAUGUUUGGGAAGGUGUCGAAGGAUGUCUUCUGUUUGGACUUUCGGGGGCCGAUUGCUCCUCUCGAAGCAUUUGCGGUAGCGACAGCGGCUCUGGCGAAGAAGCGGGCAGUGAGUUGA